AUGGUUCUUGAAGCCAUCGGUAAACUGAAGUAUACUACAUCAGCCGGACAGGAUGGAAUUCCGGCGUGCGUUCUUAAGAAGUGUCGUACUCUUUUAGUGAAACCACUUACUCACAUCUUUAUCCGGUCCCUAGAACAGCAAAAAUUCCCCGACCUCUGGAAAAGAUCGUUUAUGAGCCCAGUUUAUAAAAAAGGUGAUAAGCUAAAUAUUCUCAACUACCGUGGUGUCACAUCACUAGCUGCCUGUUCGAAGAAACUGGCCCACGGAGAGGGCGUCGUCAGCGAUGCCUCCAUCGGAAUCAUGAACACCUUCGAUUACGGCUUAAGGGAUGCCCAGCAAACGUCCGGAAACUUGGUCAGAUUGACGUCGUCACGACGGAACCGAUAG
Molecule: messenger RNA, 387 nt
Organism: Uranotaenia lowii
Lineage: Eukaryota; Metazoa; Arthropoda; Insecta; Diptera; Culicidae
Exons: 2
Coding region: 1-387 (128 amino acids)
Source: RefSeq, a predicted model, not a curated record